Molecule: messenger RNA, 1515 nt
Organism: Odobenus rosmarus divergens (Pacific walrus)
Lineage: Eukaryota; Metazoa; Chordata; Mammalia; Carnivora; Odobenidae
Gene: TIMM9
Product: translocase of inner mitochondrial membrane 9 homolog (yeast)
Exons: 6
Coding region: 421-690 (89 amino acids)
Source: RefSeq, a predicted model, not a curated record
GUUCUAACAGGAAGACGUUUAUUUGCAGACAACGCUGGAGGAACACAGGGCAACUCAUCUUUCAGCAAAGCCAAAUUAUCUCCCUGAUUUGGAGAAACUACCUCACGAAGUCUCCUCGCUGAGUUCGCUGCGUUGUAACGAAUCCGCGUCUUAAAGUCUAAGGGCUAUUUAACAUCGCCUCUCCCACGUGUUCUCUCCCAUCCAGCGGCUGCGGCGCCCGCCCUGACCCAGACCCUCCGCCCCUAGAUUCGACUGGGAGCGCAGCCCCCCAGCCUCGCACUGGUGUCGGAUGCGAGAGCCUGUGCUUAAGUAAGAAAUCAGUCAUUAGAAACAUUCAAGCAAAGGUUGGACAACUAAUUUUCCGGAACAAAAGGAAACUCAUGCAUCAGAAAAGGUGACUAAUAAACAUACCAAUAGAAUAUGGCUGCACAAAUACCAGAAUCUGAUCAGAUAAAACAGUUUAAGGAAUUUCUUGGAACCUACAAUAAACUUACAGAAACCUGCUUUUUGGAUUGCGUUAAAGACUUCACAACAAGAGAAGUAAAACCUGAAGAGACCACCUGUUCUGAACAUUGCUUACAGAAAUAUUUAAAAAUGACACAAAGAAUAUCCAUGAGAUUUCAGGAAUAUCAUAUUCAGCAGAAUGAAGCCCUGGCAGCCAAAGCAGGACUUCUUGGCCAACCACGAUAGAGAAGUCCUAAUGGAUGGACUUUUGAUGAAAGAUUGCCAGCAGCUAUUGUGAUGGAAAUGAGGAUUCAUCUGAUAGAAUCCCCUGAAAGCAGUAGCCACCAUAUUAAACUGUCUCUCCUAACUUUGGCAAAUGGAAACAACUGGAGAAACAAAAUUGCUAUUUACCGAGAAUAAUCAAAAUAGGAGGUCUUAUUGUUGAAUGAAAAUAAUAAGAUGCAACAUUUGUUGAGGCCUUAAGAUUCAGCAGCUUGGUAAUUUCAUUAGAAAAAUAAACCAUUGUUUCUUCAAUUGUGACUGUUAAUUUUAAAGCAAAAUAUGUGUUCAAUCAUGUAUGAGAUAGAAUUUUUUAUUACUAAAAGUAAAAUAAAUGGAAAUAUUACUGAGCAGUUGUUUAUACUAUAUAUAUAGUACCAUAGUAUUCUGACUGGACUGUGGAUACGUUGAAAUGUUUUUCAAUCACGAUCAUCCUCCAAGUAUUUCUGUUCAUUCAUGUCUGCCUCAAAUUGCUGGUAAAUACAUAAAAUAGUUACUUGCUAAUCAUUUCAACACACGAUCGUUUCUUGCCUCCCUUCUUGUGUCAGGGUGGCCAUUAUACAUUCAUAUCCUAUAUUCAUUCAUAUCCAUAUUCAUAUGUCUACAGGAAACAUCCCAUCUGAGACUACCUUGUGAAUGUGUAAGAGUUGACUAGUAUGCUCUAGUGGAGACUGUGUUUUGUGUUUUGUUCAAAAGCUGAGUCCAACAUGAAUGAUUCUCAGUCCAACAUUAUACAGUGUAUUCUCAUCCAUGACGUGUGAUCAGUGCAAUAAAAAGUGAACUGAAGUUAAA